Chaetomium fimeti is the source of this 1478-nucleotide messenger RNA. RefSeq lists its product as uncharacterized. The record is from RefSeq and is a predicted model, not a curated record. The transcript has 2 exons. Bases 274 to 1347 code for a protein of 357 amino acids. Lineage: Eukaryota; Fungi; Ascomycota; Sordariomycetes; Sordariales; Chaetomiaceae.
GCCGAGAUUGGCUCGCCAGGAUCCGAAACCUCGACCACGAUUGGCACAGUCCUUGCCUGCCUGCCAUUCUUCCUGAGCUGCUGGCUGUGCAGUCCAUUGGUUUGGGACCAAUCCAAGACCGUAUCGGGGCACUCCGUCUCCUUUAUUUCCCGGCAGCUUGAUCAGCAGCCCAGCCCGGUACGGAGUACAGACAUCCCUCUCAGCCUCAUGUGAUGCAACCUACUGAGGUACUCGCGCUCUUAAUCUGUAUUCUCCCUCAAGCAGCCCGCCGUCAUGGAUCCUGUCCCCAUCCCGCACCUCCCCUCCGAGGUCUGGCUCAUGAUCCUCGAGAGCCUGCCUCCGUCCUUCUUCCAGCAAGAUAUGCGCCGCCUAGCCCUGUCCAAGCGCUGGUACAACCUCGCCUUCCCUACCUUCUACACGCGUAUCGAGUUCACCCCGCGCGUCAUCAGCCGCCUAGUGCACCGCAAGUCCAGGUCCCUCGACAAAUCGCGCGCCCAGCUACGCAAGUCCCUGCGCUGCGUCAACAUCGUCCUGGACGGGCUCCCGGGCGCCAAUGGCAGCAAACGCAGCAGCGGCAAGGCGGACAUCGCGUGCUUCGACACGCCCGCCAACCUGGCCCACUUCAGCCAGAUGCUGCUCGAGUUCCGCGAGCUCAAGGAGGUGCGCUUCGCCGCGCGGUGGCCGAACCGCGCCUGGCUCGCCGACCCGCUGCAGGACGACUACCUGUGCAUCCGCAGCGUGGAACCCUACCUCAGCCUGCUGACCAACGUCACCUCGCUGGACCUGGACCUGUGCGGCACCGACGUCGCCGGCCCCCGGGCCAUGCACUUCUGCGAGUACGUCCAGCCGCUGCUCUCGCGCCUGACCACGCUCCGCCUGCGCAUGCGCAGCAUCUGCCACAUGGCCGUGUGGCCGCUCGAGGACCGGCCCGUCACCCUCGGCGAGCUGAGCCUGAGCCUCUACCUCGGCCGCGUCUCCGAGAACAACCCCAAGCUCAACUCCAGCCGGACGUGCCCCUACUGGGGCCUGCGCGAGCGCACCGUGCCCAUGGACGAGCUGCGCUCGCGGAUGAGGUCGUUGGUCAAGCAGAUGGUCGAGCCCAGGCGCGCCGAGAUGCUGCACCUGGCCCCGAGCGGGGACGUGCACGUGUGGGAUGCCGCCACCGACGUCUGCGUCAAGGACGAGUCCCAGAAGCCGAUGCAGUUUCACCCCUAUUUUGGGGGGAAACGCUCGCGGCGGUGUUUUUCCAAGCAUGCGGAUGAUUGGGAGUUUGAUAAUGAGGUCGGGAUCGGUGGUAUAUUUACUACGUACCCGGACGAAGAAUCGAGUGAGGAUGAAACAUCAUAAAUCCGCGAGCUAGAUGAGUUGGGUGGGGUUUGUAGGAUGCGGACGGGGUGAUCGUGGCUGGCAUGGGGCGUUGCCGAGGAUGGAGUUUCCUCGUGUUGUUUUCAAGGUCGUGUUUGUUUAUAUGGCCAUUC